Molecule: messenger RNA, 654 nt
Organism: Bursaphelenchus xylophilus (pine wood nematode)
Lineage: Eukaryota; Metazoa; Nematoda; Chromadorea; Rhabditida; Aphelenchoididae
Source: the annotation of a GenBank genome assembly
AUGGUCGGAUUCGAUGUUUCCCUGCUGUUUCUCAUCCUCUUGGCCUACGGCCUUCAAACUGGAGCCUUUCCGCCCAAUCACAAGGUCAACAUAAACGGCAAGUUCACAUGCCAGGGAAAGGCGCUCUUUGGACAGAAAAGAGUUGUAAGUUUUAAGUGUUCUUUUUAGUCUGAUGGCCAACGAAGUCAAGCUGAAACGAUUUUAAACGGAAUUGUCGCAAAUUUUUGCAAUUGUCGCCUCUCUAAUUUUUGCAUCUCUAGCGCGUCGAGAUUUGGGAGGUUGACACAUUCCGCGACGAUCACUUGUUCUCGGGCUGGCCCCUUGUUGAUGGAACCUACCGCUUCACCACCUCCCACAACGAGUAUGGUGGAAUAAAGCCCUAUGUUUAUAUGUAAGCAGGCUAUCUCCAUUAAAAUUACUUUACAUUCAGAUAUCACUCCUGCGGCGGACAUUGCAGAAAAAUCACGUUUGAAGUGAGUUUUAUAAUCGAAAUUUUCUCCAGCUUAAUAUUCUGCAAAUGUAAUUUAUAAUUUCCCACAGGGCGACUACAUCAACCCGGGAAGGACGUACGAACUUAAAGACAAGGGGCAGAUUGCUCAGGGAUGUGAGGAGCAAAGGUUUCCCGCGUCGUACGGGACGAAGCCCUCCAAAUAA